Pelmatolapia mariae (spotted tilapia) is the source of this 3176-nucleotide messenger RNA. RefSeq names its product G protein-coupled receptor kinase 7a (gene grk7a). The record is from RefSeq and is a predicted model, not a curated record. Gene Ontology annotation, molecular function: rhodopsin kinase activity; ATP binding. Gene Ontology annotation, biological process: regulation of signal transduction; protein phosphorylation; signal transduction. NCBI's taxonomy places the organism in Eukaryota, Metazoa, Chordata, Actinopteri, Cichliformes, Cichlidae. Bases 180 to 1853 code for a protein of 557 amino acids. The transcript is spliced from 4 exons. Gene Ontology annotation, cellular component: cytoplasm.
GGUGUGUCAGUGUGUCUUAGGUUUGCAGGUAGACUGGGUAAGGGAGCUCAUUUGCACGGUGACUUUUGAGCAAAUUGCGCCGUCAUACAGACACACAUUCUGAAAGUGACAGGGUAUCCAUCGGCACCCACUGAAGAACCCAGUUUCUUAGGGGGGACAGACAACAUACAGCUGUCAAGAUGUGUGACAUGGGGGGACUGGAUAACCUGGUGGCCAACACGGCCUACCUAAAAGCUCAGGGUGGCGAUGACAAGGAGAUGAAAAAGCGGCGUCGCAGCUUGUCUCUCCCCAAGCCUGAGGCGUGCACGUCAAUACGAGCUACCAUUGAAAAGGACUUUACAUCGCUUUGCGAAAGGCAGCCUAUUGGCAAAAAGUUUUUCCGCGAGUUCCUUGCAAGUAACAAUGAAUUUAAGCUUGCCGCAGAGUUCUUGGAUGAGUUGUAUGACUGGGAUCUGGCUGAAGGAGCAACAAAAGACAAGGCACGCCAAAACAUCAUGACCAAGUAUUGCAAGGCUGACUCCAAGAGCUUUCUGACAUUUCUUACUGGAGAGGCUGCUGACAAAUGCAAAUCUGUCACCGAUGCCAAUUUCGAGGAGGUGAUGAAAGGCAAGGUCCAGGAAGGUGUAAGAGAAUUUCUGAAAGGAAAACCCUUCACAGAUUAUCAGACCAGCCCGUUCUUUGACAAAUUCCUCCAGUGGAAGGAGUACGAGAAACAGCCCGUCAGUGACAAAUACUUCUAUGAGUUCAGAACUCUAGGAAAAGGAGGCUUUGGAGAGGUAUGUGCUGUUCAGGUCAAGAACACGGGCCAGAUGUAUGCCUGCAAGAAGUUGUGUAAAAAGCGUCUGAAGAAGAAGGGAGGUGAGAAGAUGGCCCUGUUGGAGAAGAAAAUCUUAGAGAAGGUUAACAGCCUGUUCCUGGUCAACUUGUCGUAUGCUUAUGACAGCAAGACCCACCUGUGCCUUGUCAUGACCCUGAUGAAUGGAGGAGACCUCAAGUACCACAUUUACAACAUAGGCUAUGAUGGCAAGGGUGCGGACAAGGGCAUUGAGAUGAAACGCAUCAUCCACUACACAGCGCAGAUCACCACUGGCAUUCUGCACCUGCACGCCAUGAAUAUAAUAUAUCGUGACAUGAAACCAGAGAACGUGUUGCUUGAUAGCCAAGGCCAGUGCCGACUUUCAGAUUUGGGUCUGGCCAUAGAAAUCAUUCCAGAGAAGACUGUCACCCAGAUGGCUGGUACUGGAGCCUACAUGGCCCCUGAGAUCCUGACCAAAACUCCAUACAGGACAUCAGUGGACUGGUGGGCCCUGGGCUGCAGUAUCUAUGAGAUGGUGGCUGGCUACACACCUUUUAAAGGCCCUGAGAGCAAAAAGGAGAAGGUUGAGAAGGAAGAGGUGCAGAGGCGCAUCCAAAAUGAGGAGCCAAAGUGGGAGCACAAGUGCUUUGAUGCACCAACCAAGGACAUAAUCCAGCUGUUCCUCAAGAAAAAAAUUGACGAGCGUCUGGGCAUGAGGAACAACAUGGAGGAUCCCAGGAAGCACGAGUGGUUCAAGACCAUCAACUUUCCCCGCCUGGAGGCAGGGCUGGUUGACCCUCCAUGGGUCCCCAAGCCCAACGUUGUCUAUGCCAAGGACACUGGUGACAUCGCUGAGUUUUCUGAGAUCAAGGGCAUCGAGUUCGACGCCAAUGACGAGAAAUUCUUUAGGGAGUUUAGCACAGGCGCUGUACCCAUCCCAUGGCAGCAGGAGAUGAUCGACACUGGACUAUUUGAUGAGCUCAAUGAUCCCAACAGGAAAGAAGGUGGAGGAGGUCUCGAUGAUGACAAGAAGUCUGGCACGUGUACGUUGCUGUGAGCAGCCACAUUCGAUAUGAAACAACAGUAUUAACAUUCAGUAUUUUGUUUUCUAAACUCAUGUAAAAAAGAAAAAAAGUUUUAUGAGAGGCGAACACGAGUGUCUCUGUCGAGAAAGACGCACCGUCCCUCUCUUGUAAGGAUGUCCAUGGCAUAGGGAAGCAGUAAAGUAUGAAGGAUUUGACAAUGUGUUUCGAGCACUGUCGCUCAGGUUCACAGCUUCUUUUUCUUUUCUAAUGUUGUAGCUUUGCAACGACUUUGACCAUAAAUGACUGCUAGGAGAAAGCGUUACUAAAGUUUUCAUUAAUGACACACAUUAGAGGAGUAAGAGGAGCAAGUUAAAGCAAUAUGUUUGUGCCAGAACUACCUUAUUACUUUAUAAAGUUCCUGUCUAAGAGGUUCAGUGUGUGUGGUUUUAUCAGCUGAAGCAGUGUUGUGUUACAAGCAAACAGGAACAACCACACAUGUAGACAUUCAAUAGAAUUGGAGGAGGUUCAUUUGUAGCGAACUGUAGAAUUUCAGAGCACUUUCCUUGCUGUCAUCAGAUCACGCUGUUUCUACGACGAAAGUGCUUUUUAUCUAACACCAUGUGGCGGACAUAAUUGUGUUUUUUUAGUCACCUGUUGUGAUCCUAAAUCUGACAAUUAGGAUUGCAUUUACACUGAAUGUUUUAGUUUUAUAAGACCAACUGUUACAAUUGUAUGUAUUGUAUAUAAAGAAAUAUAUAUAUAUAUAUAUAUAUAUAUCUAUGCACAGAGAGAAAGGAAAAUAUUGUAUGUAAGUAAUUUAUAAUAUAGAAUUAAAUGAAAGAGAGUGAAGAAUACCAAAAACCUCUUCAGUGAGUCCCUCUGCUGUUGGUGCUGUGAGCCUCUGCUUGUAGUGAGAAAUGGAGACUCUCUCUCUGGGAUUUUGGGGGAGAGAUGAGUGCUGAAAAAGCAGCUCAUUGCUGCACAUGAAAGAUUACAAUUUAGACAGAUUGAGCAAUAAAUUCCUGAACCAGGAAUGCACAGGUUGCUUUAUACUGGCCCUGAAACGCUAACUCAGGGCUCCUUUCUUAGAUUGAGAUGAUGCUGUUUUGGUUGUUGGGCUGAGUCUAGAGACUCUAGAGACAGACAGUUUAGUGCAAAGAAAAUUUGUGUCCUUCUUGUUUACUCGUCUCAGAGUUUUUAAAUUUCCAGAUCUUGCGCAGAGGUCAGUUUUUACAGGUAAUUUUAAUAAGUACACGAUGCAUGUAAAUAUAAAAUGAGAGGAAUUGCUACACUAGAUGAUGUACAGCACAGCAGACAUUUCCUUGAAUUGUGACUCAUUUGAAUAAAUUAAAAUG